Chelonus insularis is the source of this 2027-nucleotide messenger RNA. RefSeq names its product angiotensin-converting enzyme-like. Gene Ontology annotation, biological process: proteolysis. The record is from RefSeq and is a predicted model, not a curated record. Gene Ontology annotation, molecular function: peptidyl-dipeptidase activity; metallopeptidase activity. Lineage: Eukaryota; Metazoa; Arthropoda; Insecta; Hymenoptera; Braconidae. Gene Ontology annotation, cellular component: plasma membrane. The transcript is spliced from 7 exons. The coding region runs from base 48 to 1925 and encodes 625 amino acids.
AAUUCCAAUGGUGUUUGGUAUAAAUUAAUCAUAAAAAAGAAUAAGGAAUGAAUAAAUUAAAUCGUUUUCUAUACAUUAGUGUUUUAAUUAAUAUACUAGUUGUUAACAAAAGUCAUGAACGUUAUUUGGAGGGACUUAAUCUUAAUUUGGGUGAAGCUUUGCAAUUUCUAAGAGAAUAUGAUCGUGAAGCUUCAAUUGUUUGUAAUAAAAUAAUGAUGGCACAGUGGAAUUUUGUGACAAAUAUUACAGACUAUAAUCGAAGAAAAAUGCUAGAAGAACAAAUUCAAAAAUUGGAGUUUGAAAGAUCAUCCUGGAAAAAAGCUACCAGUUUUGCUUGGACAAGAAUUCCUGAUCCAUUGACUAGAAGACAAUUGAAGAUGCUUGUUAUUAAAGGACGAAAUGCUCUGUCUAAAGAUAAAUUUAAUGAAAUUCAUCAUCUGAUAGUUGAAAUGAAAGAACUUUAUUCAAGAACUCGAUUUUGUCCUUAUAAAAAUAAAUUAGGUGGUACUGCUUGUAAUCUUGAACUAAAUACAGACAUUGCUCAAAUAAUGGCAAAAUCUCGAGAUUAUGAUAAGCUUCUUUAUUAUUGGAGAGCAUGGCAUGAAGCAAUUGGACCUCCAUUGAAAAAUAAAUACAUGAGAUAUGUUCAACUAGCUAAUCAAGCUGCUAAAUUGAAUGGCUUUGUUGAUGCUGGUGAUCAAAUGCGUCAAGUUUAUGAUGAUGAUGAUUACUUUCAACAAAAUAUUGCUCAGGUUUUAUCAGCUAUAACUCCACUGUAUAAAAAUAUAUUUACAUAUGUUCGAACAAAAUUAAUCGAUAGAUACGGUGAUAAAAUUCGUCCUGGAGGACCUUUACCAGCUCAUUUACUUGGAAAUAUGUGGGCGCAAAAUUGGGAAGGAAUUUAUGAUUUAGUUGAACCUUUUCCAGCAGCAAGACAAUUUGAUAUUACUUUGGAAAUGAUUAUUCAAGGUUUUACACCUUUAAGAAUGUUUCAAGUAGCAGAAGAAUUCUUUACAUCUUUAGGAAUGAAACCAAUGCCACCAGAAUUUUGGAGAUUUUCAAUGUUUGAAAAGCCAAUUGAUAGACAAGUCAAAUGUACUCCAAGUGCUUGGGAUUUUUGUAAUCGAAUUGAUUAUAGAAUUAAACAGUGUACAAAAGUAACAAUGGAAGAUUUAUCAUCUACACAUCAUGAAAUGGCACAUAUACAAUAUUAUUUACAGUACAAAGAGCAGCCAUUGAUAUUCAGAAAUGAACCAUUGCCAGGUUUUCAUGAGGCUGUAAGUGAUGCUAUUGAACUUUCAGUUAUGAAUCCUUAUCAUUUAAAGAAAAUUGGUCUAUAUAAUUCCACAAAUUUAAAUGACUAUGAGACUACUAUUAAUUUUUUAAUGCUAAUGGCAUUAAGAAAAGUUGUUUAUUUACCCUUUGCUUAUAUUGUCGAACAAUGGAGAUGGAGAGUCUUCAGUGAUGGUGUAGCCGAUAUGACAGCUAAAUGGUGGGAAUUAAGACUUCAGUAUCAAGGAAUUAUCCCUCCUAUUCCAAGAAUUGAAAGAGAUUUUGAUCCAGGUUCCAAAUAUCAUAUACCAGCUGAUAUACCUUAUAUUAAUUAUUUUGUCGGUGUUGUAAUUCAAUUUCAAUUGUUUGAAUCUUUUUGCGAUAUUUCUGGUCAUACUGGAGAUUUACAUACAUGUGAUAUCUAUAAAUCUCAAGAAGCCGGUCGCUUAUUAUCAGAAAUAUUAUCAUUGGGAUCAUCUAGCAAUUGGCAAGAAAUAAUACGUAUCAUGACUAGAGGAAAAAUGAACAGAAUUGAUGUUAAUGCAUUAUUGAGAUAUUUCGAGCCACUAAAUGAAUGGCUUCAACAAGAAAAUAGAAUGGAACCAAUUAUUGGAUGGAUCACAAAUCAUGAUGACACUGGUGCGUAUUAUUAAAGAUGUUAUUAAACAAAUUCAUUCAGAUAAUAAAGAAUUUUUUUAUAGCAUUAUUCGCCCAUUGGUUUAAAAAUGAUUCUAGUGGAAAAAUGAUUUAUUGGU